AUGGCCUUUCAAACGCAUUGUAGUGUAUUGUUAUUGGUCUUUAUGGCAAUUACAGCAGGCGUUCCCGUCUCGAGUCGGGAUCAUGGCGCUGCAGCGGUCUCCUCCAGCUGUCCUCCUUGUAACUAUCCAGAGGACGUACAUGCAGAUUGUAUCUACAAGGUCAUGGCUCCUAACCCCAGGACAGGAGAAAUGUGUCCGUACUGUAUCAAUCUGUGUCCACCAACAGUUCCAAGGAAGGUCCGCAAGAUAAUCCCUAAAUCUAAACCGAAAUCGGAAAAGGCAGGAACGCGAUCAUCUAAAACGAGUACAAAAAUUGUCAAAAAGGCAAAAACCAAAUCUAAAAAGAAAUCUUCAGGGACGAAAUCAAAUACUGCCAAAAAGACGGGGACUAAAACUAAAUCCAGACGUAGAUCUACGAGGAGAACUAAGAGCAAGAAAGCUUCGCGAAGGUCGAAACCAAAAAAAGACAAGACUAAAAACCAUGCAGCUGUGGUUGAAAAACAAUCGCGUCAUACACAGCCAAUCGUGAUGCAGGACCCACAAGUACAAAUGAUGUACGGUCAGUCUCCGCAUGAUGAAGUGUCCCCGAUUGUGCCUUCUUCGAAUACUGGACAAUUAAGUGGCAGGAUGUCAGAUUACAAGGAUUCGCGAGCUCGUUCCCGGAUGCUGCCACCGGAAAUACAACCAAGUGAUCCGUACCCAAAUGACCCAUUGAUUUGGUCCGAUACGAUGAUCAGGUCCCAUUCGUCAGAUUCACGAUUUAGGUCAAAAACAAGAUACGGUGGUCAAAAUUCUCGGACCUCGUAUGGUGGAACACGCAUGCCUGAACAAGAUCAUUACUUUGUCGACCGAAGUCUUGGAUACCCCAAGUUUCAGGAGAGACAGCACAGUUCAUACCUCAACAGAUACUAUUCUAAGUCGGAUGACAGGAGCGACGACAGAAGUGAUGAUCGAAGUGAUGACUGGAAUGAUGACAGAAGCGAUGAUCGAAGUGACGACAGAAGCGAUGAUCGAAGCGAUGACAGAAGCGAUAAUCGAAGCGAUGACAGGAGUGAUGACAGGAGCAAUGAAAGAAACCAUGGCCGGAGGCCCUCGCAUAGACGUCGGGGCAGGUUUGAUGACAAUUCCAGCAAUGAAAGUGGGGAAUACCGUCGAGGACGAUCUCAAGACAGUAGCGAUGAGUAUGACUGA
Molecule: messenger RNA, 1191 nt
Organism: Ylistrum balloti
Lineage: Eukaryota; Metazoa; Mollusca; Bivalvia; Pectinida; Pectinidae
Product: serine/threonine-protein kinase fray2-like
Exons: 2
Coding region: 1-1191 (396 amino acids)
Source: RefSeq, a predicted model, not a curated record